AUUAACAUCUGAACAAAUUUUUAUGAAAAAUCAAAUACCUUUAACAGGUAUAAUGUGUUGUAUAUUAGAACAUAACAUAAGCCUUUGUCUAGUGACAUGAGUAAAUAGAAUCCAUAAUGAAAGAAUUUUACAUUGCUAUUGGACAUGCAUAAGGUGAGCUGUAGGUGGGUUUAGGUUGAAGUUACGUGGUUUUAUCUAAAGGUACAGUCAGAGGACACAUUGGGCACACAGUGGGACCACACUUGAAGUUUUAUCUUCUUAAGCUAUGCUCUGCUUUUAAUGAACAUUCUUAAAUUCUGUUUGUAAGCUCUUAAACCUUUGUCUUUUGCAGCCUUUCCUUCUCUCUCUCUCUCUCUCUUUUUUUUUCCAUUUUAUUGCCUUGCAACAAAUUAACCAAUCUCUAAAAGUAUUUUGGAUUUCCUGGUGUUUUCCAGGGAAAUAGUUGUACUCUAACCUUCUGUCCCAUUUCAGUACUGUCUCAUUUAUGACAAGGGAUUACUGCAGGAGCGAAUUGCUACUCUGACACACCUCAUGUUCUUUAUUUCUCAAAACCCCCAAGCUAACAGACUGGGAAGAUAGCCUCAACUUUUUGGAAACAUGCAACUUUUACGACUUGAAAAUAUAAUUGGUUUCUUUGUUCAACACAUGAAAAACAAGGAGGAGAAGCCGAAGGCUGCCCAAGCCAGGUGUUUCUUGUUGGCAGCCUGCUGCCUAAUGACGGGCUCCCAGGGAGCAGCUGCCUGCGAGUCGGCUUUGUCUGGCCUAUUGUUGAAGCGCACCCCUCCUGAAUACACACGCUGCCCGGGGCAGACCCUGGGAAUGACAUCAACUUGCUUAUCUUAGAAACCUGCGAACCUGACCCAGGGUGCUGAGGUUGGCUUGCAUCUGCCCGGCCAACUAAUUGUGAGCUCUCUGGCCCACGAUUGGCUGUUCCUCCACUCGGUAAUAGGUUAAGCAAAGACACUGCCAUUCCAUCUGUUCAGCUAUUCAUUGUUCUUCCUGCCUGCCUGCAAGUCUGCAGCUAAAACUGUGUUAAGGAGCCACUUACUGCUGAAGCUGCUACAGAAACCAAUGUCUUUGUAUUUUCCUGCGAACGAAUACGGGGUGCUUUGCAUUCAGGAAUACAGAAAAAAUAGCAAAGUGGAGUCAAGUACACGUAACAGCUUCAUGGGCUUGAAGGAUCAUCUGGGGCACGACCUCGGCCACCACUAUGUGGAGAGCACCGACCCGCACUCAAGUGCACCCGUGCCGUGGUCGAUGGUAGAGAAGCCGACCAUGGAUCCAGUGCACUCGGGGAAGGAGGAGAAAGACGCGCCGGGAGGGAACGCGAGCUCGGGCGACUCGGACGGAAGCGCACAUUCUGAUAACGAGUCCGAACGACUGCGCGUGUCGGUGGAGCCGUGCUUGGUGACCAAGACUCACAGACAGCUGUGCCGGUCCCCCUGCUUGCAGCCCCGCGCGCUGACACGCAGUGACCUGCUGCGAGACUUGGAGCCCGCGGAGGCGCCGGCGGCGUGCGGGGAGGCGGCGCAGCCCCCCGACGCGGUGCGGGAGUACCAGACCAAGCUGGAGUUCGCGCUGAAGCUGGGCUACUCGGAGGAGCAGGUGCAGCUCGUGCUCCACAAGCUCGGGACCGACGCCUUGAUCAACGACAUCCUGGGAGAGCUGGUCAAGCUGGGGAACAAGAGCGACGCCGAGCCGGCCGCGAGCGCCGUGCCCAGCGCGCCGCGGGACUCGUCGUCCCUGGAGUCCCAGCGCUCGGACUCGCCGAUGCAGGAGCCGCUCGCGGACGACGGCGAGAACCUGAGGCCGGUGGUCAUCGACGGCAGCAACGUGGCCAUGAGCCAUGGAAACAAAGAAGUAUCCUGCCGGGGAAUCAAGUUGGCAGUGGACUGGUUUUUGGAAAGAGGCCACAAAGAUGUUACAGUUUUUGUUCCGGCUUGGAGAAAAGAGCAGUCCCGACCCGAUGCUGUCAUCACAGGUAAGCCUGUGAGCGGAAACCUGCGGAAGCUAGAGAAGGAGAAAAUCCUGGUGUUCACGCCGUCGCGGCGCGUGCAGGGCAGACGCGUGGUGUGCUACGAUGACCGGUUCAUCGUGAAGCUGGCUUUUGAGUCAGACGGGAUCAUCGUGUCCAAUGACAACUACAGGGACCUGGCCAACGAAAAACCCGAGUGGAAGAAGUUCAUAGAUGAGCGACUAUUGAUGUACUCCUUCGUCAACGACAAGUUCAUGCCCCCCGAUGACCCUCUUGGCAGACACGGCCCCAGCCUGGAUAAUUUUCUGAGGAAACCUAUCGUUCCUGAACAAAAGCAGCCUUGUCCAUACGGGAAGAAGUGCACCUACGGCCACAAGUGCAAAUACUACCAUCCCGAGCGGGGCAGCCAGCCGCAGCGCUCGGUGGCCGACGAGCUUCGGGCCAUGUCUAGAAACACCGCGGCCAAAACAGCCAACGAGGGAGGGCUGGAGAGCAACAGUGUGCCCUGCAGCACGAAAGCGGACGGCACCGCCGACGCCAAGCGCGGUGCUCAGAGGCAGUCGGACCCCAGCAUAAGGACCCAAGUCUACCAAGACCUCGAGGAAAAGCUUCCCACCAAAAACAAAUUGGAAACCAGGUCUGUCCCUUCUUUAGUCAGUAUCCCGGCUACUUCCACCGCAAAACCCCAAAGCGCUCCGUCUCUAAGCAAUGGCCUUCCAUCUGGAGUUCACUUCCCACCUCAGGAUCAAAGACCACAGGGACAAUAUCCUCCGCUGAUGAUGGCAACCAAAAAUCACGGAACGCCGAUGCCUUACGAACAGUAUCCCAAGUGCGACUCGCCCGUCGACAUCGGAUACUCCAUGUUGAACGCGUACUCCAACCUGAGCAUCUCAGGCCCACGCAGUCCCGAAAGGCGUUUCUCCCUGGACACAGAUUACAGGAUCAGCUCCGUGGCCUCUGACUGCAGUAGCGAAGGGAGCAUGAGCUGUGGGAGCAGUGACUCCUACGUGGGGUACAACGACCGGUCCUACGUCAGCUCGCCCGACCCUCAGCUGGAAGAGAGUCUCAAGUGUCAACACAUGCACCCGCACAGCCGCCUUAACUCCCAGCCCUUCCUGCAGACUUUCCACGACCCCCUAGCUAGAGUGCAAAGUUACAGUCACGAAGAACCAAAGUACCAUCACAAGCCUCCUCUGCCCCACCUGGCCGUGCACCUGCCGCACCCCGCGGCGGGCGCGCGCUCCAGCUGCCCCGGCGACUACCCCUCCCCGCCCGGCUCCGCGCACUCCAAGGCGCCGCACCUGGGCCGGUCGCUGGUGGCCACGCGGCUGGACAGCAUCUCGGACUCGCGGCUGUACGACAGCUCUCCCUCCCGACCGAGGAAGCAUUACUCCCACCAGGACGGGCUGGCGAGCUGGGAGCGGCAGAGCUACGGCCUGGACGCCUACGGCUACCGGCAGACCUACUCCCUGCCCGACAACCCCACGCAGCCGGGCUACGAGCAGUCCCUUCAGAGCCUCCCCGAGCCGCGGGAGCCCGCGUGGCGCGUCCCCUACUGCGCGGUGCCGCCAGACGCCCCCGCGGUACCAGGACAACCGAGAGAGAUCUACAUCAACCUGUGCAACAUCUUCCCCCCGGACCUCGUGCGGACGGUCAUGAAGCGGAACCCGCACGUGACAGACGCCAGCAGUCUGGCCGCUGCCAUCCUCGUGGAGAAGUCGCAGCUGGGCUACUGAGAGACGAUGCAUCUUCGUGGUGUUUAGUAGUUUUUUGUUCAGCUCAAAUGCUGAGGGAGGUUUGCUACAAUAGCACACGUGAUCUCCUUGGCGCAAGGAGGUUAUAUAGUAUCCAUUUAUGUGAACUACUGUAUCAUGGAAUCUGGACGUAGAGCCCCCCAGAGCGGAAGUGGCACGGGAUCGCUUUACAUCCAAACUUUUUUUUUAAAACCUUUCCUUUUUAAAAGCUCUCUCCUCCUCGGCUGGAAGUUGUUCCAGUUUGAUUUAUUAGAUGUCUCUGUGAUCUUUGAUAUUAAUCUUUGGUGCAUCAGGGGUUUAUAUGCAGCACUUUUUAUCCUUGUUUCGUGUUUUAUUACCUUGGUGUUUGUCUAUCAAUUGCAAGCAAUUACAAUACUUUCCGAAUGUCGGACCUUUGACUAGACCCUAGCCAACUAUUUUUUGCAAGCCAAGCUUAAUUGGAAUCUUUUACAGCUUUUUAAGUUAUUUUUAUUUGGGGAAGGUGGGCUUCUUUGUGCUAUAAUCAUUAUUUAUAGAAACAAAGAUAUACUACAGCACUGACUUUAUAUUUUAAGCAAAAUGUAAGUUACCAGUUUAUAUGGAAAUGGGUAACAGUCUAUAUUAGAAUGAUUUACAGUACGGCACUUUUCAUUGUUUUGUUUUUGUUUGGAUUUUUUUUUUUCCUCCCCGUUAGGUAAUUAGUUAAUUUAAUAUGGUUGACUUAAAGGAAAGCAGAUGCAAUCAAUGGAAAAAGUUGUUUCCAUUUUUUUUUUUUUUAAGAAGGCAAAAGCCGUAACUGUGCCAGUUUAGAGCUUUGUGACCCAGCGCUGAUGUGCUUCUAGGCAGUAGAAAAUGGAACUGAAUUCCCAGAUUCUCAUUAACCUGUAUUUUUAAUGUGUUCGUCCUUUUUGUUUCGGGGCAC
This is a messenger RNA of Mustela erminea (ermine), 4630 nucleotides long. It is a transcript of the gene ZC3H12C, whose product is annotated as zinc finger CCCH-type containing 12C. Lineage: Eukaryota; Metazoa; Chordata; Mammalia; Carnivora; Mustelidae. The record is from RefSeq and is a predicted model, not a curated record. Gene Ontology annotation, molecular function: RNA endonuclease activity; mRNA binding. Gene Ontology annotation, cellular component: cytoplasmic ribonucleoprotein granule; nucleus.